CGUCAAACUAUUUCUGGUUUUCUUUUGUUUGCUGAUGGAUGUUGUUUCGUAAGCGUCAUAGGACAAGGACACGAAUUGUCGUAAGAAAUGGAUGAUUUUGUCGUAGAGAUUACGAACCAUUUUUAGUGUGUUGACACCCGUUUGGUCGAACGAGGUGAAAAUGACACGAAUUGGUAGCGAGAGGGUAUUAUCGUAAAAACGAGGGUUUUGAUUGAUGUUUUGUAACAUGAACAACUCAUUCUUCCCCCCCGGAGACACCGCCGGCCUCACCUUCUUUUUCUCUCAUUUCCUCUCUCUCUUUGCUCCUCCAUAUUUGUUACACGAUGGCUACGACGGAGUCCAGUGCCGCUAAUCCGGCAUCAGCCUUCUUUCCUCCUUGUGACAAGGACAAGAAGCCUGUCUGGAACAAGCCUUGUAUCAGCUCAUCCCCUCCUCUUAUGAGCGCCGAUUCAUGGCCUGCUUUGUCUCCUCUAUCUUCCCACAAGUCCCCCUCUUCCAAAGGUUUACCUGAUGGAUCAUCGCCAUUGCCGCAGGCAGCUGCUGCUACUUCAUCUGAUUACCAUAGUGUUAAUGGCCAAAGGAAACCUUUUAGACGAAAUAACUCCACCUCAUCUUCUUCCACUAGUAGUAACCCCCACCCAAAUGCUGGUCAGAAUCACAACCAAAGGAGUGGCUCUGCAACUACUCAAUCCCGUCAUUCUCAUCAUAGGCAUCAUCGCAACGGCAGCAGCUCUUACCCUGGAAACAGGCAGCGCAACGUCUUCGAGCAUGGGCACUCUAACGGGAGAGGAGACAUGCACUUGCAACCGCAGAGGGGUUUUGGGACGAUGAGACCGCAGAUGCUGAUGGGGCCACCAUCUAGCGCGCAAUAUAUGGCAGCAGCGCCUCAAAUAGGUUCAUAUGGUGGCCCCAUGCUCUACCCUCCUGAUUAUGCGCUGCAUGUCUUUAUGCCGCAUCCUCCUCCAGAGUCGAUAGCUUUGGUUGGAAACCUCCCACCUCCACCCCCCAUAUAUUUUCCCAGCUUUGAUCCCAUGUUGUUCAAUAAAAUAUUGACACAAGUAGAGCAUUAUUUCAGUGCUGAUAACUUAAGCAAAGAUAAACACUUGAGGGGUCAGAUGAAUGAUGACGGUUGGGUUCCUGUUAGAAUAAUAGCAGGUUUCAGAAGACUUGCGGAACUGACAGACAACAUUCAGACUAUAUUAGAGGCGCUGAGAAGUUCAGAAGUUGUGGAAAUUAAGGGUGAAGCAUUAAGGAGGCGAGGAGAUUGGGACAAGUAUUUACUUCCUCAUGAACCGUCAAGCUCUGGUCCUGGGGUCUCAACUUGAGAGCAUGACUCUAUCAGAGAGGAGCAGAGAGGGAGAGUAAAUAGAUGCUGAGUAAAAAAGAUGUGUUUUGUUCCAUUUGCAACUCUUUGUUAAACACCAUGUUGUUUUUGUCUUUUUGGAUUGACUCUACUUGAAACAGCAUAAAAAAUAUGUUAUUCUCCGCUGGGUUCUUUAAUAUGGUUUGGUUAAUACUUAAUAGUGGAUAAAAAUGCUUGCACCAUCAUGUGAAAAUUCCCGUCUCAUACCAUCAUGUGUAUGCUAUAAUUUUUAGUCCAGGAUGAAAUAUAAUGUGUCAAUCGAUCAUCUAAAUUCCAACUGAGAUUAAAGUGGAGAAACAGAUGAAGCAAGAGGUAAAGAGAUGCAAGACUAAGAGGAGAAAGAAGAGAGAAAGGUGAGACGCCAUGAAUAGACUGAUGAGACAACCC
This is a messenger RNA of Brassica oleracea var. oleracea, 1750 nucleotides long. Its product is annotated as la-related protein 1B. Gene Ontology annotation, molecular function: mRNA binding. Bases 324 to 1325 code for a protein of 333 amino acids. The transcript has 6 exons. The record is from RefSeq and is a predicted model, not a curated record. Gene Ontology annotation, cellular component: nucleus. Lineage: Eukaryota; Viridiplantae; Streptophyta; Magnoliopsida; Brassicales; Brassicaceae.